This is a messenger RNA of Ziziphus jujuba (common jujube), 1758 nucleotides long. RefSeq names its product protein ABCI7, chloroplastic. The coding region runs from base 92 to 1567 and encodes 491 amino acids. The transcript has 3 exons. NCBI's taxonomy places the organism in Eukaryota, Viridiplantae, Streptophyta, Magnoliopsida, Rosales, Rhamnaceae. Gene Ontology annotation, biological process: iron-sulfur cluster assembly. The record is from RefSeq and is a predicted model, not a curated record.
AACAAAUAAAACGGAGUUCUAGUGCUGUUUAGAACGUUGAUGGUCUGUAUUUCCGUGCGAGUUUCUGAGCAUUUCUCAUAAACCACCAUCCAUGGCUGCCUUAGCAUUCACACCCCAUAUUCAUAGACCUCCAACCCCUUCACCAUCCACACCAAGAAUCCCAAAACCCAUUGCCAGACACAAAACCGAACGCAGAGUUUCAGUUCAAACUUCAGCAUCUCUACAGACCUCCUUCUCAGACCCCUUUGUCCUUCAAUUAGCUGAAGCACUUGAAGAUUCGCUCCCAUCUUCUUCUUCUUCUUCUUCCGUGUCUUUGCCUCUGCAAAACCUCAGAGACAAUUCCUCGGAGACUCUUCUAUCAACCCCAUGGCCUUCUCGCAAAGACGAGCCUUUUCGCUACACAGACACUUCCUUCAUCAAAAGCUCUCAAGUCCAACCAGUCUCACACCCGCCUCAGUCUCUGAGCAUUUCCUCGGAUACCCAGUUCCCCAAUUUCGUUAUAGCAGAUGGCUUUGCCGUGAAUUCGGUAUCGGAUUUGUCUGGAUUGCCCAAUGAGGUUUUUGUGGGUAACUUGCUUGACAUCUCUUCGGAGAGUAUUUUGAAAAGGGUGAGUGAGUUUGUUUCUAAAGGUUCUGAGGGGGACUUGUUUUGGUCCAUUAAUGGAAUUGGAGCUCCGGAUUUGACUGUGGUGUAUGUUCCUGCUGGGUGCAUUGUAGAGAAUCCAAUCCAUUUGAGGUACUUCUCCAUUGAAGGUGGUGAAGAAGGUUCAUCUAAACUACCCAUAUCGAAUCCGAGAGUGUUUGUGUUUGUGGAAAAGGGAGGGGAGAUUGGUAUAAUUGAGGAGUUUUUGGGUGGAGAUGGGAAUAAAUCUUAUUGGGCUAAUGCUGUUCUAGAGGUGGUAGUUGAAGAAGGAGGAAAAGUUAGACAUUCUUAUAUUCAGAAACAAUCUUUCAGUGCUGCCCAUAUUAAGUGGACUUCAGUUAGGCAGGAAUCAAACAGUACCUAUGAGCUUGUAGAGGUUAGCACUGGUGGAAGAUUGAGCAGACACAAUCUCCAUAUCACACAAUUGGGACCUGACACAGUCACUGAGUUAUCAACAUUCCAUUUGGCUGUCAGUGAUCAAACACAAGAUUUACAUAGUAAACUAGUUCUUGAUCAUCCCCGUGGUUAUUCCCGUCAACUUCACAAGUGUAUUGUGUCCCAUUCUCUAGGACAAGCUGUAUUUGAUGGAAACAUAAAGGUCAACAGAUAUGCACAGCAGACAGAUGCAGGUCAGCUAACAAGGAGCCUUCUGCUUGAACCUCGAGCAACUGUGAAUGUCAAACCAAACCUCCAAAUUAUUGCAGAUGACGUCAAGUGCUCGCAUGGAGCUGCAAUAAGUGAUCUGGAAGAAACCCAACUCUUCUAUUUCCGAGCACGUGGGAUCGAUGCAGAGACGGCUAGAAAGGCUCUUGUCUUGUCUUUUGGAGCUGAAGUGAUUCAACAGUUACCGUAUCCUUCUGUAAGAAAAGAAAUCGAGACUCAUUUCAAAGAAUUACUGGAGCCUGCAAUUAAGGCAUCAUCGUAAGACAUACAAUUGAUGAUGUAUUAUUAUUUUUUUCUUUUUCUUUUUUUGCAUUAUAUCGGUUAGUAGCAAUUAAGAUAAUCAUGCUAUUGAAAUUGAAGCAACUUUUCUUUUUGUUUGUUUUUUUUUUGUAACUAUACAAUUCCAAAUGUUCAAUAUGAUUUGAAGAGAAUAAAUUUUUGACUUCUGUGAUA